AUGGCAAGUUUUUCACGAGCUUCUACUCUGAUUGGCGAAGAUAAUUUAGCUAGCAAAAAGGGAGAAAAUGAACUUGUAGGCGAAAAUGACUCUGUACCAAAUCUCUGGCAUCAGGCAUAUGAACGACUGGGCGAAAACGAAAAAGAGGGACUCAAAUUUACACAACACAAUGGUCAAUUGAACUUUACAGAGCAGUCCUCCACAUUGGUGCAAAUGGUUAUAGAGAGGAAGGAAGAGUGUGAAAAACGACAAUGGAAGCUUUAUACCAAAAAGAAUGGAGAUAGAAUCAUGGUCCGAGAUCUAUUUGUGAAGAUUAGCGAGUGGAUCAAUAAGUUUAAGGAGGUGGGAGACGCUGCUGUCCAGUACGAUCCCGGACACGCAGCCUUACCUUGGGCGGCCGUUCGUUUCUUCCUCCAGGUCGCGAUAAACGAUUCUCAGAUAUACUGCGGGAUGAUAUCUAGUAUAGAGGAAGUCUCGAGGAUCAUCGCAUUAUAUACAGAGCUUGAGAUGAGGGUUCUUGUCAGACAAUCUGUCCAAACAAGAUUGCUAUCCGAUGCCGUUGUUAGGCUGUACACUGCUAUCCUGCGAUUCCUCAUCCAGGCAUAUAACUACUACGGAAAACGCACACUGACAAGGGUUUUGGAAAGCUCCCUUAAAGGCGCCAAGUCGGUUUUAGUUGAGCCGAAUCUAGCCAUAGAGGACCUCGAACACAAGGCUUAUGAACUAGUCAGACUUGUUCAACACGAAUGCUUAACUGCAUCUCUCGAUGGCAUCAUAGCAAACCUAGCGCAGAACAAUAAAGGGCCCAAGCUAUCAAACGAAGACAGACGCAGACCGCUCCAGAAUCGCCAUGAGGGAACUUGCGAGUGGGUUCUAAAGUUGGAAGACUUCGAGGCUUGGGCAACCCCGCAAAUACCUCAAGGAAAGCUUCUUUGGUUGCAUGGACCCCCAGGUUUUGGCAAAACCUUCAUGUCGGCAAGGAUUAUUGAACAUCUAGUAGAAAGAGAUCAAGGGCCGGUGGCAUACUUCUUCUGUGUAGCUGAGAACCAACAAACUCGAGAUCCUUAUUAUAUCCUUAAGUCAUGGUUGUCUCAGCUGCUGGAGCAGGACGAAACGAUGAUCUCGCUAAUGGAGGCUGUUUUGGCGAACAGAACCGGCAAGGAUUAA
Messenger RNA from Botrytis deweyae, 1167 nucleotides. RefSeq lists its product as uncharacterized. The transcript is spliced from 5 exons. The record is from RefSeq and is a predicted model, not a curated record. NCBI's taxonomy places the organism in Eukaryota, Fungi, Ascomycota, Leotiomycetes, Helotiales, Sclerotiniaceae. Bases 1 to 1167 code for a protein of 388 amino acids.